AUGUGCCUGCGCUUCACGGAUGAUGAUCCUGUUCAAGUCAGCCCCGAAGGACCAAGAAGGCCACACCCCUCAAAAGUCACUGCAAAGCAGUCUGCAGAUAAACGUAUUCAGGACAUGCAAAACAUCAAGAAGGAGAAGAGGAGGUUAAGCAAACGAUUCGCAAGGCCUUCUCCCAUUCCAGAGCCAGGACUCCUGUGGUCUGGAUAAAGCUGGAGUCUGCAAUGAAGAAACCAUGUACCAGAGUGAAUUUAUGGCCUUGGAAAUCCAACUGUGUGCCAUGAUUUGACUUCAUUUGAAAAUAAAAGCAAUACUCUGCAAUUUCAGCAAAAUAAACAUGGUUCAAGCAAUUUACAUACAA
Messenger RNA from Ochotona princeps (American pika), 358 nucleotides. It is a transcript of the gene CCDC179, whose product is annotated as coiled-coil domain containing 179. The record is from RefSeq and is a predicted model, not a curated record. The coding region runs from base 1 to 207 and encodes 68 amino acids. The transcript has 4 exons. Lineage: Eukaryota; Metazoa; Chordata; Mammalia; Lagomorpha; Ochotonidae.